GGAGAAGCUGGGCCAGGCAGAGCAGCCUGCUGGGUCUGAGGCAGCCCACGAUACUUCCGGUUUCUGGUCCCUCGCCCCCCCCCCAGCACGUGGGGGGCGGGGCUUGGCAGGAGCACUUCCGUCCCUGGGCUCACUGGCAUGGAGGCCUCCUGGUCUUCGCCUGUGUGCAGCCUGGACGCUGUAGACCCGCAGCUGCAGCAUUUCGUGGAGGUGGAGACGCAGAAGGAGCGGGUGCAGCCGCUGGUCCAUCACAUGACUGAGCUGUGCUGGGAGAAGUGCAUGGACAAACCCGGGCCCAAGCUGGACAGCCUGGCCGAGGUCUGUUUGGUGAACUGCUUCGAGCGCUUCAUCGACACGAGCCAGUUCAUCCUGAAUCGACUGGAGCAGAUCCAGAAGGCCCGGCCGUUCUUCUCGGAAAGCCUCUCGGACUGAUCUCCGCGGAAGGAAGGACACAGCCGGCGGUGGUGGCGCACGCCUUUAAUCCCAGCACUCGAGAGGCAGAGGCAGGCAGAUCUCUGUGAGUUCGAGGCCAGCCUGGUCUACAAGAGCUAGGACAGGCACCAAAUACUACAGAGAAACCCUGUCUCGGGAAAAAAAAAAAAAAACCUUCUUAGGACACAGCCCAUUAAGUUGCCCAAGCUGUCUCUGGAACUCAAGGAUCUGCAGCUUGGGCAGUUCUUGGACUUCUGAUCCUUAUCACGGCUUCCCAAGGAGACAGGGUUAAGGCCCAGCCCAUCCGGCUCCACUCCUACUUCUAUAAAGGUAAAUCUCUAUUCUGCUUAGACGAAAGAGGAAGAUGGUCCCUGCACACUAAGUUUCGGUUGCCUUUAACCCAGACUCGUCUUUCUGCCCAAAUGGUAUAUCUUGGGUAUGAUAUUCUGAUGACAUACUCUGUCAGGAAAUGAAUGACAAUCCAUUUUUGGUUUCUUUUUCCUCCUUCUAGAAAAAUCUUGAAGAUGCGUUCAUUUACAGAUGUGUAGCUAAUAAUAUAUAUUGCACACUUCUUUCAACUGUAAGCCAUUUUCUUAUCAAUUUACA
Alexandromys fortis (reed vole) is the source of this 1038-nucleotide messenger RNA. RefSeq names its product mitochondrial import inner membrane translocase subunit Tim8 A-like. The transcript is spliced from 2 exons. NCBI's taxonomy places the organism in Eukaryota, Metazoa, Chordata, Mammalia, Rodentia, Cricetidae. Bases 139 to 432 code for a protein of 97 amino acids. The record is from RefSeq and is a predicted model, not a curated record.